GGAGCCGUCGGCAGGACGUCGUAGAUCAAUGAACGGGACCGUAGGUUCGGUCCAUCGUUUCAAUUCAUCUGGAGAUAUAUAGAUGUGUCAGUGCCUAUGUAGAUUAGGGAGGGUCCUCCUUUAAGCUUGAUUUGAGGGUAUAUUUUUAACGAUGCGGAUGUUUUAGCGGGAUGGAUUAUUAAGGAAAACCGUCCGUGUGUCGUGUGUCUGCUCUAAUUAGGAAAAAUAAACCACAACUAACCACCAGGAUGAUCUUUGCAAAUACAGGCAACCCGUUGAAGACUACCAAUCGAAAGCAGUCUUACCCCAUGACUCCGCCCAGCCCCAGCAGCAGCAGUAACAGCAGCAGUACCGGCUGGGAACAGCUGAGUAAAACCAACCUGUACAUCCGGGGGUUGCCCCCGGCAACCACCGACUUGGACCUCAUCAAACUCUGCCAGCAGUAUGGAAAGAUCCAGUCAGCUAAGGCCAUCUUAGACAAGACAACCAACAAAUGCAAAGGAUACGGCUUCAUAGACUUUGAUAGCCCCGCGGCGGCGCUCAAGGCCGUGCACGCUCUCAAAACCAGCGGGAUCCAAGCCCAGAUGGCCAAGCAGCAACAGGAGCAGGACCCCACCAACCUGUACAUCUCCAACCUGCCCCUGUCCGUGGACGAGCAGGAGCUGGAGGCUCUGCUGCAGCCCCUGGGCCAGGUGGUGUCCACGCGCGUCCUCCGCGACUACAGCGGCAACAGCCGGGGCGUCGGCGGAUGA
This is a messenger RNA of Gadus chalcogrammus (walleye pollock), 752 nucleotides long. RefSeq names its product RNA-binding motif, single-stranded-interacting protein 1-like. Lineage: Eukaryota; Metazoa; Chordata; Actinopteri; Gadiformes; Gadidae. Gene Ontology annotation, molecular function: poly(U) RNA binding; mRNA 3'-UTR binding; poly(A) binding. The coding region runs from base 249 to 752 and encodes 167 amino acids. Gene Ontology annotation, cellular component: nucleus; ribonucleoprotein complex; cytosol. The transcript has 6 exons. The record is from RefSeq and is a predicted model, not a curated record.